Molecule: messenger RNA, 2986 nt
Organism: [Torrubiella] hemipterigena
Lineage: Eukaryota; Fungi; Ascomycota; Sordariomycetes; Hypocreales; Clavicipitaceae
Source: the annotation of a GenBank genome assembly
CUGCACAGUGCUUUGUGGCUCAGUGGCCUACCGUUGACGUCGACCUGCACUGUGCUUGACGUCGGAGCCAACGGUCCCAGCUACCAACUUGCGAUUCUGCAUCCACACUAACAACCAUCUUCAUUUGUAUCGUUUCAUCAGUAGUAUUUGCUUGAGUUGUCAAUUCUUGAAGACUCUAUUGCAAUCUAUUGAUUGUGAUCUUCAAAUUUGUUGCAACUUGAGCACAUUCGGCUCACACAACUCGUAGAACAAUGUCAAGUGAAGCUGGAGGCUCCAAGCCUGGUGACGACACCACGCGUCGCGAUAGCUUCUCCAACAAGUCUGAUGAUUCGCAAACAGCAGCCGACUUUCUGCGCGACCAAGAGCUCCUGGAAGCAGACGCACGCGAGGCACUUCCAUAUAGUAUCGAAACUUGCACCAAGAUUCUCGGACCCUUAAGACAGAAUGUUUUUGCAUGUUUAACAUGUAACCCUGCACCCGACACUCCAACCGAUCCCUCCUGGGUCCCCGCUGGCAUGUGCUAUGCUUGCUCCGUUUCGUGCCAUGGCGAGCACACGCUUGUCGAGAUCUUCCAAAAGCGCAACUUUACCUGCGACUGCGGCACAUCUAGAAUUCCCGCGACGGCUCCAUGUACCUUGCGAACCAAUGCACAAACCAAUACCCGUGGCAACGUUCACUCUGAAGAACCCGAUGCCAACAACAAGUACAACCAAAAUUUCCGCAACCGAUUCUGUGGCUGCGAAUGCGAUUACGAUCCAUUUGAACAAAAGGGUACCAUGUUCCAGUGCUUGGGCUUGGGAACUCAAGAGACGGGAGGCUGCGGCGAGGACUGGUAUCACCCCGGCUGUCUUGUUGGCAAAGGGCCCAAGUGGUAUGAGGAGAUGGAAUCUGCAAAAGAAAAGAAAAAGAACCCAGAAGGGCUUUCCACUAUUGCUGAAGAAAACGACGACUCUGUUAUUGCUGGUGCCGAGGACGAACCACCGAUGCCUCCUGGGUUUCCAGACGAAGAUGCAUUCGAAGGUUUUAUCUGCUACAAGUGCGUCGAAUCAAAUCCCUGGAUUAAACAAUAUGCAGGAACUGCAGGAUUUCUCUCACCUGUCUUCCUCGACGCGAGCAAGUCUAUUGCGGAUACAGAGUCUGAAGGGGGCAAAAAACGGAAAGCAGACGAUGCUGACGAAGAGCAUGCAACCAAACGCGUUAAAAGCGAACCCCCUCAUGAUAAUGCUCCGUCGACAGCCAAAUCAGAAGGUGCCGAUGCUGCCAAGGAUACACUGGGUUGUAAAUUGGUGAAUUUACCAGAUGGGCCCUCGGGGCACUUCUCUCUCUUCUUCAAGGAUACGUUUCGAGAAAAGUUUUGCCACUGCAGAGACUGCUAUCGAAAACUCAAUAAUUAUCCGCAGCUGCUGGAAGAAGAAGAGGUAUAUGAGCCGCCCAUGUCUGAUGAUGGGCAGUCAGAACAUGGAGGCUCGACCAAUGGUAGCGGCAGUCUUUUGGAGCGCGGCGAGAGUGCUCUUCGCAACGUUGACCGCGUCAGAGCAAUCGAAGGUGUGAUGGCCUAUAACCAUCUCAAGGAACAGCUUAAGCCAUUCUUUCAGCAAUUUGCAAACAGUGGACAGGCUAUUGGCGCAGAGGACAUCAAGGCGUACUUUGCAAAGCUUCGAGGCGACGAGGAGGGCAUCAAACAAGCUGGCGCCGCUGCUGCUGGCGGGGGCGGUGAUGGAGAAGAUGGAGACAGACGACGAGAGCAGGGCGGUUAUUAAGUUGUAUAAUAUGUAUAGAUGAUGAAAAGUGUAUAGCAUGAGAGACGAAGAAGCGAGCAUGUUGAUUGGUGGUUGCACGGAGAUGUGAAGCACAAGAAUGGCUGGAAUUUACAAGGUCUUUGAUUGACUAAAAGUGACAGUGCUCCCCAGAACGCCCAUAUGUUACAAUUACUAGCAGGUAUCUCAGCAAAUGGUUCUAAUCAUCCAGUUGAUCCUGUGCUAGAACCGGCGCUCAGAGGUCGCGGUGGUGGGACGGGAACUGGAGUACCCGUCACCUCGUCUCUUUGCAUGGCGAUACCGCCAAUUAAAAUAUGACCCUCAACUCCUUCUUCUUCCAUGAGCAUUUGCUGGUGCUGUUCCUGUGCUGCUCGCGCGUCCAAUGUCGCUAACCGCAUCUUUUCUGCCACGUCGAUGACGUCGUCGUCACCACUCCAGUACGGAUCUUCAUCACCCAGCUCCGGCAUUGCCAUCCUCUUCCAGAAGCGCAGCUCCUGCCUGGAAGCAAUAUCUUCUACUCUGGCGUCCCAUCUCUUCUCGUCCUCGUCGUACUUUUGGCGGAACUGGCGUAGGCCGUCAUUGGCGCGGGAAGCAUGGGACUGCAUUUCCCAGAUCUGCUCGCGCAGCCGGCUGUUCUCACGGCGGGCCUCGUCUAGCUGUUCCCGGUACGACCGAUGCCAUGACGCUACGUCGGAAACGUGCUUUGAUUUAUAUUCGUGGAAUUGCUUAAGCAUGGCCGCGAGGGCAUUGGCAUACUGUGACAGCAGCGCUGCGUUUUGGUCGCGGGAGUGCUUAGCUUUUUCUAGAGAUUCGGUAAGGACGGAGAUGAGGGUAUCGAGAUUUCGCUCCUGGCCUAAAUUUUCAAAAAUGUUAGUCAACAUUAUAGGGGCCGCUAGGGGUGAUGGCAGUUAAUACCAUUGAUUUCUUCGGCUGCCGAGUCAAUCAUCUGCCCGUUGUCGAGAGCCUGCACCUUGGCCUUAUUCCGUACGCGGCCAAGCCCUGUGACGAUCUCCUCGGUAACUCUUCGAUUGUCCGCCAACUGUCUGCUCAAUUCCUCCACCAUGCUGUAGAUAUAGUUAAGCUCUGCUUGGUGGCCUGCUGGCGUCGGGAUGGGCAUGCCCGCCCCCGGCACAUUGCCGUUCAUGCCGUUCAUCGGCGCGUUGUGAUCUUGCAAAAAAGGGUCUCUGCACCGUUCGAGGGCGUAUAUUGUGUCCGCACUGUCGUGCUGA